This is a messenger RNA of Bacidia gigantensis, 480 nucleotides long. RefSeq lists its product as uncharacterized. Gene Ontology annotation, biological process: nucleophagy; autophagosome assembly; autophagy of mitochondrion. The transcript has 4 exons. Gene Ontology annotation, cellular component: cytoplasm; phagophore assembly site membrane; Atg12-Atg5-Atg16 complex. The coding region runs from base 1 to 480 and encodes 159 amino acids. NCBI's taxonomy places the organism in Eukaryota, Fungi, Ascomycota, Lecanoromycetes, Lecanorales, Ramalinaceae. The record is from RefSeq and is a predicted model, not a curated record.
AUGGCUGACUCCCCAGUCCCAUCGCCAUCUCAGUCGCCACCAAUCCCAGACUCGCCAACCGCCUCACAGCAGCUGCAGCUCCCGCUCUCCGCCUCGCUAGUUUUGACAAACCUCCCCCAAGACGCUCACGCGGCCCUCGCACAAGCUAGUGAGAACCCGCUUGGUGUGCCUACUAAAGUUACAAUACGUUUCACACCCAUAGGCUCAGCCCCACAGCUCCGGCAGAAAGUCUUCAAGGUCUCGUCGUCAAAUAGAUUCGAGACCGUUGUGGCCUUUCUCACCAAAAAGCUUGCCGCCACCACGGCCGCCGCUGUUAGUCAAGGGGAGAAAGAAGGGGGUGGGGGAGGUAGUAGGGAGGUGCCGCAUGUGUUUUGUUAUGUCAACUCGGUCUUUGCGCCGGCGUUGGACGAAGGAGUUGGGGGGUUGUGGAAGGUAGUCAAUGGUGACGAGUCCAUUGUGCAUAACCUCAUUCCGAAAUAG